AUGUUUUAUGAUGACGAUUUCGAAGUGGAUGUGAAGCAGUUGGACGAGAAGAAGGUAACCGUCAUUGAGGAAGUAGAAGAUGAGAAACCGGAGGAACAUGUGCCGAAGCCACAGCCGCCAUCAAAGGCGAAACCGAAGUCGAAGGCGAAGGAUGCCUUCAAAUCGUUAGCCAGUGAUUUGGGUCGUGAACUCACUGAGAAGGAAAGGGAGGAGAUGCAAAAGAAGAGUGAUCUGGGUUUCGCAAAAGAUCUUUUUGGUGUGUUUAUUUCGUCAUUCCAACGCACGAAUGAUGAUGAUGAGCCAAUGUCAUAUAUGGAUAUAACGACGGUGGAAGAGUUUCGAUCGUAUGGAGAAGAGACCGGAUUGAUGCUAGCAAAAAGAGCAAAUGCAACUCAUUAUGUUGAAAUGAUGAGUGUGCUUCUUAGAGUAGCGCUCGAAAAAUGUACGUUUAUACCUUUCAUUAUUACUGUUGCUAGGUAUUUGUGCGAUCCUUCAAGCUGUUUGCGAAUCGAGGGGAUCAAGCAAAAAGCAAAAGGUAAAGGUGCAUCCGCAAAACCAACGAUGAAAAUAUCUCAGAAAACGAACGCAAAAUUGAAAGUGGAUGCAUAUGACGAUUAUGAUGGUAAUGAUGAUUAUGACGAUUAUGAUGAUUUUAUGUGA
Messenger RNA from Anisakis simplex (herring worm), 660 nucleotides. The record is from the annotation of a GenBank genome assembly. Lineage: Eukaryota; Metazoa; Nematoda; Chromadorea; Rhabditida; Anisakidae.